AUGGCACGAACUAGAGGCACUAAGUCUUCCUCUCCGUCUAGCCGAAAGUCAACGCCGCGCGAGACGCCUGUUCAAGCCUCAACCUUUGAGCCUCCACGGCCGGAAGUUGUUUCGCCUCCUGAGAAGCCCACGCCAAAGAAGCGCCAGGCCAAGCCGACAUUGCAGACGCCUCCAACGAGGCGUUACCUUACCAGGUCAGGGGGCCGUCCCCUGCAAAAACGAGCUAGAGAGGAAAGCUCGGAACCCAUCAACUUGACAGGGCAGUCCCCUGUUCCAUCUCCAGAGCUCUCUCCGGUGCCAUCUCCGGCACCACCAGCGAAGCCUCAAGCAAGCCAGCCGCCACCCUUUGAGCCCCAAAUUCCGUCUGGGCCAGCUCCUGAAGCAAUACUCAGGCGUCCAAUGCUCACUCAGCCACCAAUUGAAGGCAAUUUGGACUGCAGAGCUCGGCCAUUCCAUUCAGAGUUGUGCUUUGACACAGCCGCCUUCCAAUUGCGGCCGGAGCUUGAAGGAUCAUUCCAAUUGCUGUGCAGAUAUCGAAUGGAGGAGCUUCUGACCCCACGAGACUUCUUCUAUCCCAGACCUCAGCUGGAACGCAAGAGGAUAUGUCGAGAGGUUUUUACUUUCGAAAAAUGGAGCAACAUGACAGCUUAUAAGAUGGAGCAGCCAGAGCUCCCACAGCCAGCUCAGAUUCCAGCUGCAAGGAGAGCAUCUCCACGUUUUAUACCUGAGGGUAUACCUGUUGCCUCUCCUUCCAUAGCCAAAGCCUCUCCAGUCCCUCCAGUUGCUCCAAAUUCAGCACAGCCUUCCACAUCAGCCGAGCCAAGGAUGGCCAUCCCUAUUUCUGAGUAUAGGGAUUUAUGCUAG
This is a messenger RNA of Vitis riparia (riverbank grape), 864 nucleotides long. Its product is annotated as protein piccolo-like. The transcript is spliced from 2 exons. Lineage: Eukaryota; Viridiplantae; Streptophyta; Magnoliopsida; Vitales; Vitaceae. The record is from RefSeq and is a predicted model, not a curated record. The coding region runs from base 1 to 864 and encodes 287 amino acids.